Malania oleifera is the source of this 1653-nucleotide messenger RNA. RefSeq names its product thioredoxin-like 1-2, chloroplastic. The record is from RefSeq and is a predicted model, not a curated record. NCBI's taxonomy places the organism in Eukaryota, Viridiplantae, Streptophyta, Magnoliopsida, Santalales, Ximeniaceae. Gene Ontology annotation, biological process: cell redox homeostasis. The transcript is spliced from 4 exons. Bases 558 to 1400 code for a protein of 280 amino acids.
GAGCCGCUUCAUCGAACAACGAAGCAAACUGCCAAUCCUUCCCAAUAAUCUAGAAAAAAAAUUAAAAAUUAAAAAUUAAAACAGCGCCAACCCCAAUCAAAUCGUCUAGCCCAAAACUGAUUUCCUUAAUUAUCCGCUAAAAAUCUUUAAUUUUGGAUAAAGUUAAAAUCCAUAUGACAGGAACAGUCCCCACCUACUACUUUUCCUCCUUUUUAAUUCCCCCCAUUACCUCCAUUCCAUCCCUCCCUUUUCUUCAUUCUUCGUCUUCUUCUUCUUGUUCGAAGAACAAAGAGCAAUCCUCUUCUUUCGCCAGAGUCGAAUUUUUUCUCAGAAAGAAAGCAUUUUUCUUUCCUUCUCCUCUAUUUUCUUUGAAAAAAGCAGGUGGGUCUUGCCGUUUUUCCGUUUUCCAGGGUUUCUGGGCCUUGUUUGUCAUCGCAAACGUGGGAUUUUAUUUCUUUUUGUCUAGAAUCUUGUUUCUACGUUUUAAAGUUCGUUUUUUAUCUGCAAAAAGAGGUGGGGUUUCCUUGUUUGAUGCAAUAGGCUUGAUUUGCUAAGCUAUGGCUUGUUCGUCGAAGUCCGCUCUCUGCGUUUCCGGGUUAAAUGAGAUUGGGUUUAGCUCUAAACAUAAAGGGGUUUUGGGGGUUUGCCCAUCCAGUUGUUCGCUGCAAUUUGUGGAAUCGAAAUCCCAAGAUCUUCCCCUUUUGAAAUUUGAUUUUAAGGGAAAACAGUUAAUUAUUUCAGAUCAGAAGGGCUCGAGGGAUUUGAAUGUCAAAGGCCCAACUAAUUUAUCAGUCAAGGCACAAUCAUCAAUCUGCAUUAGCCGGGCUCAGAGAUGGUGGGAGAAGACCCUUAAGCCUAAUAUGGUGGAAAUUAAUUCAGCUCAAGAACUAGUCGAUUCCUUGUUAAAUGCCGGAGAUAGAUUGGUUAUUGUGGAUUUUUAUUCACCUGGCUGUGGAGGUUGCAAAGCUCUUCAUCCCAAGAUCUGUCAGCUGGCGGAAUCCAACCCAACUGCAAUAUUUCUCAAAGUAAACUAUGAAGAACUCAGAACAAUGUGUCACACUCUCCACAUCCAUGUUCUACCCUUCUUCAGACUCUACAGAGGAGCAGAAGGCCGGUUAUGUAGCUUCAGCUGUACGAAUGCAACUAUCAAGAAAUUCAAGGAUGCAUUGUCAAAGUAUGGAGCAGAUCGUUGUAGUUUAGGCCCUGCAAAAGGUCUAGAUGAAUCUGAGAUUACUAAGUUAGCAUCAGUUGGCGAGAUUUCUUUGGAUUAUCUAUUGCCACCACGUAGGAAGGAACUAAUGGAGGAUUUGAUCAUUCAAGCCAUGGACAGCUAUGGUUCCUUAAGCUUGGUGGGCAGUAAGAUGGAAGUGAAUGAAGAUAGUUCAUUAUUGAAGGUUUGAAGAAUUGUUUCAAGAUGUUUGGGAAUUGGUUGUGAAUUUCCUAUUGGCAGGUUUUGGUUUCUGGUUUCUGGUUGUAUAUAUUUUUUUUAUUUGUUUCCCCUUAAGCAGGCUUCUGUUUUUGAUGAGCUCUGCCAGUGUGGUUUUAUCUAUGAUUGGAUUGGAUACUGUGGUCUGAUUUAUAUAGAUCAAUGCAGAUAUUGCUUGAUUAUUGUUCUGUUUUACCCAUCAAGAUGAAAUGCCAUUUUAUUUUGUC